ACACCAACAUCAUUCGCAGCCACUCCUCGGAAUCGAAAUGUACUCCAAAUAUAGUUUCAAUUAUACGGUGAUCGCGGUCCUCCUGUUUGCGGUCGCCAUCCAGUCAGCCCCCUCGGAUGUGGUGGUCGAGAAGGCAGAGGAUCCAGUGCCCGCUGCAGUCCAGCCAGCGGAGGAGCCAAAGCAGGACUUCGUAGUGCCAGAGGACUGUCACCAGCCCAAGGAGACAGGACGUUGCUUCGCCUUGUUCUAUCGCUUCGCCUACAAUGUGGAUACCAAGGCGUGUGAGGAGUUCGUCUAUGGCGGCUGUGCCGGAAACAAGAACAACUUCGAGUCCAAGGAGCAGUGCGAAGAGGCCUGUCUGGGUCGAUCGGGGGCCAAGCCCCAGCAGCCGUCGGACACCACUACAGAGUCAAGUGCCGAUGUGACAACCGAAACAAGCACCAGUGCCUAAUUUUAAUUAAGUUUGUUUUUUUUAGGCAUAUAUGUUUGUAGUGUUUAGUUCUAUUUAUGAUCCCCGAUUUCAUCUCAAAUACAAACACACAUACUUGAUUCGCACUCAA
Molecule: messenger RNA, 560 nt
Organism: Drosophila bipectinata
Lineage: Eukaryota; Metazoa; Arthropoda; Insecta; Diptera; Drosophilidae
Product: fused toxin protein
Molecular function (GO): serine-type endopeptidase inhibitor activity
Source: RefSeq, a predicted model, not a curated record